Opisthorchis viverrini is the source of this 738-nucleotide messenger RNA. RefSeq lists its product as hypothetical. Bases 1 to 738 code for a protein of 245 amino acids. The record is from RefSeq and is a predicted model, not a curated record. Lineage: Eukaryota; Metazoa; Platyhelminthes; Trematoda; Opisthorchiida; Opisthorchiidae. The transcript has 5 exons.
AUGACGGACGUGGUACCGUGGCUAAUGAGUGGGACCAGUAUGGGGAUAGUGUUUCGGACUCGAAGUAUUUUAAUCUUGGGCGGGCAGCUCACGGCGUGGCCAAGCGUCUCUCAAAAAGGUCUCAACAAUGACCACACACAAAAGACAAUCACAGGCCUUCGUGGCCAUACAGAUGAAGCCGAUAUAGCGUGUGACGAAAACCUUACCACUCUGGAAUAUGCAGACGACACCGUUCUCAUCUUCGAAGAGGAGGAGAAGGCGCAAGUAUUCUUGGAUGAACUGACCAAAGUCAUCCCGUCCUUUGGUAUGCACUUUGCACCCACAAAGUGUAAGGUCAUGCUUGUGGACGUGCAGUCACUGAACACGCCACUUACGAUCCAGGGAGAGGCACUGGAAGUUGUGGAGCGUUUUACGUACCUUGGAAGUUGUAUUAGUUCUGAUUGCAGUGUGACAGAUGAGACUUGGUCUAUUCGGGCAGCGGAACUGAGACGUGUUCAGGUGUUCGAUAAUCGUUGUCUCAGGAUCAUAUCUCGUGCGGGUUGGUGCCGGCGUGUCCGUACUGAGGCAUUUAGAAAGCGAAGUCCUUUGGUAUGCACUUUGCACCCACAAAGUGUCAUGCUCCUGGACAUGCAGUCGCUGAACACGCCACUUACAACCCAGGGGGAAGCACUCGAAGUUGUGGAGCGUUUCACAUAUCUUGGAAGUUGUAUUAGUUCCAACUGUAGUGUGACGGAUUAG